AUGAACGAUUUAAGAAGAAUAGAAAAAGAGAUCCAAGAAAAGCAACGUUUAGUACAGUUCCUAGAUGAAAUAAGGCUCCCUCAUUUUUUAAGAAUCCGUAUCGUCCAACAGCAAGGUUGUUAAAAUAAGUGAGAAGACAGGCAAAUUUUAUAAAGACAACAAGUCAUUAGAAAUACGAGGAAAUGAUAGAGAAAGUCAUGUAGAGAAGUCCACGAUAAAGUAGAAUAAAAGAACCUCCUACUCAUGAAUAAAUAUUAGAUAAUAUUAUCUAGGAGUUAAAAAAAGAAAUUGAAUAAAAAAAAACAAAUUUGUAUUAUAAUUGUUGAAAUAGAUCUCCAACAUUUUGUUUAAGAAGAAGAGAGCAUUUUGAUUAACAUGAUAAGAUUUUGACUCUUAAAACUCUGGUCUCACAUAUCCAUAAUGAACAAUCAUAAAGAAAUCGUUAACCUUAAUCUAAAUUUCCUUGUAUCUAAUAAGAUAAUAAUUCAUGUGAUUCAGAUAGAGUGAUGUCAAUAAUCUCAGCAUGUUCUAAAUAAAACAAUUAGUUAGAAAAAAUGCAUAAAUUCGUGAAUUAAAAACAGAGAAACUAAAGAAAAAGAUUUGCCUCUUUACAUGAUCAAAUAGGAUUACUAUAUUUAUUAGAGUGA
Messenger RNA from Paramecium pentaurelia, 647 nucleotides. The record is from the annotation of a GenBank genome assembly. Lineage: Eukaryota; Ciliophora; Oligohymenophorea; Peniculida; Parameciidae.